Gallus gallus (chicken) is the source of this 4184-nucleotide messenger RNA. It is a transcript of the gene SLC1A7, whose product is annotated as solute carrier family 1 member 7. The record is from RefSeq and is a predicted model, not a curated record. The transcript has 11 exons. Gene Ontology annotation, molecular function: glutamate:sodium symporter activity; neutral L-amino acid transmembrane transporter activity; L-glutamate transmembrane transporter activity. Lineage: Eukaryota; Metazoa; Chordata; Aves; Galliformes; Phasianidae. Bases 1390 to 3090 code for a protein of 566 amino acids. Gene Ontology annotation, cellular component: plasma membrane. Gene Ontology annotation, biological process: L-glutamate transmembrane transport.
GCCCCGCGGUGGGGACUCCCCUGAGUGUACCCUCGGCCGGGCCUCGCGGGCCGUGAGGGGCUCAGAAGGUCGUCUGAAGGGCCAGCAGUGCCGGCAGCGCUCAGCUCGGGAAGCGCUCCUGGUGCACUGCUUCAUCUGGAAGGUGCCUGUGUGCAUACCGUAGCGGCAGCAUUGUGUCUGCACUGAGAUGGCAGUAUGGGUUCAGUACUUUCUUGCAUAAGCAUUAAUAAAAUUUUACAUGAUUGUGUUGUUUUGUCAGCACUCCCAUUCACCACAUAGAAUCCAUAUAUUUCUCUUCUGUUUUGUGGAUGUGCGCAUGUGUGCCCAUAUGUCUUACAGACCAUACAGUGUUCUAUUUGAGCUUCCAGGACUAUCUGCUGACCCUUGAACUCACUGUUCACUCACCCCUUUGCUCACACAUGAGCACAUACCUACACACCCUGCCUUGCAAUAUAAAACAAACCACUGCAAAUACCCAAAUUUGUUCUGUGGAGUAUUUUCCAUAAAAAUACUGAACGAUCUCUGAGUAGCUCGGGCUGUGCAGCAGCAUUUCAGUGAGCGCAGCACGGUGAGCAGUCGUGGCUCUGUAUUUCUGCUCAUAACAGCAUUGGUACUGAGUGCACACGGUGAAGGAAAGGAAAGCAGUCCCCGUGGCUUACUCUGAUAAUCCUCUGAAAGUAAAUUGGCCCUACUCUAAUCAACAGAGUGGUGGAAGAAAAAGUGAAAUCAUUUUGCUUCCAGGAUAAUAGAUGCCAAAUGCCAGCAGCUUUCCUCCCGUGUUUCAGCGUACCGCUGGUUUCUGAUCGAUGCGUGGUUCUUACGCUGCACCUUCAGUCUUGUUUUGGUCAGCAAAACAAAAAAAUCCAAGCCUGCUUUAAUUAAUGAAGUCUAGUUUUACCUGGCUUGCCCUGUUGUGAUAGUCCAGUUCAAGAUGUCACCCCCUCUGCCCUGCACAGAAAAACAAUGCGGUAACGUUCCUUCUCUGUGUUGGUGUGCAUGACUUACGCUGCUCCUUAUAGGGGUGGAUGGUCAGACCCCAAACUGGGAAGAGCAGGGAAUGCACUCUGAGCAUGUCACUUUGUUUUGAAGCAGUCUUGUUUUAGAAAUACUACUGCAUUCCGUUCUAAUUUUCCAGAGCCCCCUAAUCUUCUUGCAGGCUCUUAAUGAUGUAGUCGAUAAUAGGAUUGUCGGUAUUAAUUUGGAACAAUAAUGCCAGCUGCUUGCUUGGUGGCGAUUGGCAGAGGAGUGACCUUGCAGGUCAGCUAAGCAGAACUGAAGUGCUUUGAUCUGAUCUAUACAGAGCGAGGUCUGUUCCUCUCCAACAAGAGGAGUGAGUGGAUUCUCUCUCCAUGGGAUGCUGAUUCCUCUCCAAGGAGCACGGAGGACACCAUGGCGGUGGCUCUGGAUGCGAUCCUCGCUCGGAUCAAGGAUGUUUGUAAAAGGAAUGGUUUGCUCAUCCUCUCGGUGUUGUCGGUCACCAUUGGCUGUCUCCUCGGGUUCUUCCUCAGGACAAGGCGGCUCUCCCAGCAGGAAAUUAGUUAUUUCCAGUUUCCCGGUGAGUUACUGAUGAGGAUGCUGAAAAUGUUGAUUCUCCCCCUGGUUGUCUCAAGCUUAAUGUCUGGGCUAGCAGCACUGGAUGCCAAGACUUCUAGUCGAUUGGGUAUCAUAACUGUCACUUAUUACCUGUGGACAACAUUUGUGGCUGUGAUUGUGGGAAUAAUUAUGGUCUCCAUCAUCCAUCCUGGUGGAGCAGCACAGAAGGAGAGCACUGAGGAGGGUGGAAAGCCCAUCAUGAGCUCUGCAGAUGCACUGCUGGACUUAAUCCGGAACAUGUUUCCAGCCAACCUUGUUGAAGCCACAUUCAAGCAGUAUCGCACCAAGAGUAUUCCCAUCAUUAAAGCUAACAAAGCGUCAUCUGAAAGCACAACUCAUCGCAUUAUAAUAUAUGGAGUCCAAGAUGAGAAUGGAUCCAAUGUCCAGAAUUUUGCCUUGGACAUCACUCCUCCACCUGAAGUGAUUUACAAAUCAGAGCCAGGCACUAGUGAUGGCAUGAAUGUGCUAGGGAUUGUGAUAUUCUCUGCCACAAUGGGUAUAAUGUUGGGAAGAAUGGGAAACAGUGGUGUUCCUUUGGUCAGCUUUUGUCAGUGCUUAAAUGAAUCUGUCAUGAAGAUAGUGGCAGUUGCUGUUUGGUACUUUCCAUUUGGAAUCGUGUUCCUAAUUGCUGGUAAAAUCUUAGAAAUGGACGACCCUUCAGCCAUUGGGAAGAAACUGGGGUUUUACGCCAUUACUGUAGUGUGUGGUCUGGUUGUGCACGGGCUGUUCAUUCUGCCAAUGAUGUACUUCUUUAUCACCAAGAAGAAUCCUAUUGUCUUUAUCAGAGGGAUUCUUCAAGCCUUGCUGAUUGCUCUGGCCACCUCCUCCAGUUCAGCCACGCUGCCUAUCACAUUCAAGUGCUUGCUGGAGAACAACCACGUGGACAGGAGGAUUGCAAGGUUCGUGCUGCCUGUGGGAGCCACCAUCAACAUGGAUGGGACCGCACUCUACGAAGCAGUGGCUGCCAUCUUCAUUGCACAAGUAAACAACUAUGAGCUGGAUUUUGGGCAGAUUAUUACUAUAAGCAUCACAGCAACGGCUGCCAGCAUAGGAGCUGCUGGUAUCCCCCAGGCUGGCCUGGUGACAAUGGUCAUUGUCCUGACCUCAGUCGGACUCCCAACGGAUGACAUCACACUGAUCAUUGCUGUUGACUGGGCACUAGACAGGUUUAGAACAAUGAUCAACGUCCUGGGAGAUGCCCUGGCUGCAGGGAUUAUGGCCCACAUCUGCCGGAAGGAGUUCAUCAAGGAUGGCGAUGAGGUGCCAUUGAUCUGUGAGACUAAACCUCUUAACAUCCACCCGAUUGUGGCUUACCAGAGAAACGGCUGUGUGAAGACCAUGAAUGAACCUCGUGGACCAGAAACAGUGAAAGAGUUAGAGCAGCACAUACCUGUACAAGUGGAGCAAGAAGAAAGCCCAGUGGAGAACCACACUAAGAAAUCCAACAGUAAAGACCACUGCACUAUUGAAAUAAAUGAACUAGAAACGAACGUGUAACCGCUACACUCAGUGGUGGCUCAUAUCCCAGUGACCUGAUACCCAAUCUCUACCUCACAGCUGGAAGAGGGACUCUUUGCCUUGAACAGAAACGUGGAAUUCUCGCCACUCUGCUUGUACCGGAGCGAGGGGACCAGCUGUGAACGUCAGGAAAGGCACACAGCUUGCAAGAGACACGGGCUUCUUUAGGUGGAAGAUUUCAAUACUGAAACUAACUAAUGGAUGGCUGCUGUUUUAUUCUGCACUCAUUUGACUCCAAUCUGGUAUUUGACACUCCUUCGGCUUCGUUUUUUCUAUUUUUUUUUUAUUUGUCCCUUUCUGAUUUUCUAACCAAAGCCUUUUUUGUGAACCUGAGUAAUUGCAAACGCUGUAUUUAUAUCUCUUUUUUGCUCUGUAAAAGCGUAUCACCAAAACUGCUAAAGACACUAAUUUUGUGUACGAUCCUUUAACUACAGACUUUGUGUUUAGUUUUAGCAGUAAGAAAACCACACUGAUUUCUUGAUCUGAAAAUGUACAUAUCACCAAACACCUCAAGCCAAGGUGAAGCAAAGUGUGCAUUUUUGCAAGCAAGCGCAGCAAGGUAAUUCUGAGUGGCAGCUUUCAGAGACAGGCAUUCAAGUGUGAUACGUAACACCACGAUCCUAAGUCACUGAAGAGCACAGUUUGCCUUCCAAGUGCCAGAUUUAUUAACCUUUUUUUAACCUAACUCUUCAGUAGAGUCAGUACCAUGCACACGCAGUGGCAGAGGCAGCAUGAGCCCAAAUCCAUAAGCACUGGUGCUAAUGUGUCCUCCCCUGUAGCCCGUAGGCCCUUCUGUGUAAAUAUGUACCAAUUUGAAGCUUGAGCUCUUGAACCGUACACUUCAUCCUAAGGGCAGACUGAACUCAAACUAGAACACGAUGCUGACUAAUAUUGGGGUUUUGUGGGGAGUCUGCUGGGGAAACUGGACUAUUUUUCAUGAUUCAGUGUUCAAACUACGUUGAAAGUGAUACCCUUGGCAUAAUCUAUUGAAUCAGUUACAAUAAAAUCUGCUGAGUAUGUUUCCAACAUUUGUGAUAGAGAACAUUUUUAAUAAACUUGCCGUUUCAAAACCA